Beauveria bassiana ARSEF 2860 is the source of this 3987-nucleotide messenger RNA. RefSeq names its product RNA dependent RNA polymerase. Gene Ontology annotation, cellular component: nuclear RNA-directed RNA polymerase complex. Gene Ontology annotation, molecular function: RNA-directed RNA polymerase activity. The transcript is spliced from 2 exons. Bases 1 to 3987 code for a protein of 1328 amino acids. Lineage: Eukaryota; Fungi; Ascomycota; Sordariomycetes; Hypocreales; Cordycipitaceae. The record is from RefSeq and is a predicted model, not a curated record. Gene Ontology annotation, biological process: siRNA processing.
AUGGAGGUCUUUCUCCGCGGCGUCCCCAAGGACCUCGCAGACGACAGCCUUCGCCAUGAGCUACUCCCGCUCAUGAGGCGUCUCGCCAUCGAGGACUGGUCGUGCGACAAGCCCAAAAAGAAGACGCAGGCGUGGCUCACCUUUUUACGGCGCGAGGACGGCGUUGCUUUUCUCGAGCGCCACGGCAAAGUCAUUGCGCCGACGCAGCCGCGCGCCGCCGCCGCUGCAGCCGCCGUCGAGGUUACAAACACUGGCGGCGGCAGCAGCAACAGCAACACCAGUAACAAGGCACAGCAGCAGCAACAACAACACAUUCAGCAACAGCAACAACAACAACAGCAGCAGCAGCAGCAACAACAACAACGCAAGGGUCCGGAAAUAUCCAAAUUAUGUCUACUACACGUAGACGUCUACGCCGAAAAGAGCGCCAAGGAGCCGGAUCCUCUGAUUCUCAGCCACCUCGCCCUCGAAAAAGACCAGCGAGAAAGCCGCGCCGCGCCGGUGAAAGCCUCGACGGCGGCGCCUACAACGGUUGUACGCAUCAGCAGCAUCGCCUGUGGCAAAAUGGUCUACGUUGACCCAGCCACCACUGCAGCACCCAACGGAAACGCUACUACUACUACCACCACUACCACCACCAACACCAUCAAGUCGCUCGUGUUUGCCCGCGAAACUGAAUGCACUACUGCCGGCCACGCCCAGUUCAAGCGCAAGUCGUGCAUCUUCACUACCGUCACCCACAAUCAGAUGCACAUUUCCUACGGCACCGUCGAGGACUGCGUCUUUGACUUUGGCGACCGCUCCUUCACCAUGAUCCUCAACAAGUGCCCACGCUUCUAUGCUCGCAACACUGUCGAUCCAGACCUGCGCACCCAGUGGUGCCGCAUGCCCAUGCUGAGCGGCUGGCCCGAGCUGUCCAAGUUCGUCGCCCAUUGCCUCGUCUACCGCUUCCAAAUCGCCGAUGACGACGUCGCCCGCGUCUUUGCCGCCGUCAAGGAGCACCACAACGUGUCCGUCAGCCGCCACACGCUGCGCGUCGACCGCGACCCCCGUGCCAGCGGCCACGAGUACCUCGGCUGCCUGCAAGACUUUCACCGCAAGAUUAGCAUCCUCGGAAAUAACCCGCUGCUGCUGCCCUUUCCCAUUCUCUUUCAGGUCCACAAGAUGGUCUGGAACAACUACCUGCAUCCAAAGCCUGCCACGACGUUGCUGGAUAUCAUGGAAAGGCUAGCCAUGGAGGCCGAGAUGGAGGGAAGGCCGAGGCCGUUUUCGGCCAACGAGCUCGACCCCUUUGAGCUGCUUAACUGCGUCAUGGACAUUGAGAGCGUCAUGGUGCGUGGCGAAGAACCCGCGCGUAUUAGUAGCAGUAACGGCGGUAGCAGUAGUAGCGGCGGCACAAGCGGCCGCCUCGGCGACAGCAUCUCCAAGCAGCAGGCCUGGGUGCUCAAGGCCAUGGUGACGCCCACGCGCGUUAUUUUGGGAGGCCCCGACCCCGAGUCCAAGAACCGCGUGCUGCGCAUGUUUCACGACCGUACAGACUACUUCCUGCGCGUCACCUUCACCGACGAGGACGGCUCCGACCUCAACUUCAACCAUCGCGUGUCCAAUGACUACGUCUACGACCACUACCGCAGCGUCAUGAAGCAGGGCAUCGAGGUCGCCGGCCGCCGCUUCUCAUUUCUCGGCUUCUCGCACUCGAGCCUGCGCUCGCACUCCGCCUGGUUCAUGGCACCAUUUGUCGAUAACCGCAUGGGGAGGCAAGACUAUGCCACGGUGCUCAACUCGCUCGGCGACUUCCGCGAGAUUCGCAUCCCAGCAAAGUGCGCCGCCCGUAUCGGCCAGGCCUUUUCCGAGACGCCCUACGCUGUGUCGCUGCGCGGUAGCAGCAUCGUCAUCAGCUACAUUGAAGACGUGCGCAGCUACGUCGACGAAUCGCGAGUCUUUAGCGACGGUGUCGGCACCAUCUCGCAGGGCGCGCUCGAGGAGUUUUGGGACGUGCUGCCGCUCAACCUGGGCUCGCCCACGUGCGUGCAGAUUCGUGUCGCCGGCAUCAAGGGCAUGCUGAGCCUGGACCCCCGGCUGCUGGGCAAGCAGAUUUGCAUCCGCGCCGAGUCCAUGAUGAAAUUCCCCAGCCGAGACUUUGUAGAGAUUGGCAUCUGCGAGGUCGCCGCCCGGCCGCUGCGGCUGGUACUCAACCGGCAGAUGAUCAAGAUCCUCGAGGAUAUGGGCACGAAUCGGACCUGGUUCCGGGCCAUGCAGGCCAAGGCGCUCGAGACGCUGCGCGGCGUGACGGCGACGGCAGCCAACACGUGCACGUUUCUCGAGUACCAGGGCGUCGGGUCCAGCAUCCGCCUGCCACGCUUCAUCCGGCGAAUGCACGCGCACGGUAUCGACUACCGGGGGGAUCCGUUUCUCAAGGGCGUCGUUGAGUACGUGGUGCUGCGGGAGCUGCGGCUGCUCAAACACAAAGCGCGCAUCCCCAUUGAGAAGGGUGUGACGCUGUUUGGCGUAAUGGACGAGACGGGGUUUCUGAAAGAGGGCGAGAUUUACAUUCACUACGACCGGCGAGCACCGGGCCGCAAAGACGGCAUCGAGGACUCGCUCGUCGACGGCCCCGUUGUCGUGACGCGGUCGCCGGCGCUACAUCCGGGCGAUAUCCAGCUAGCCAAGAUGGUGACACCGCCCGAGAAGCACCCGCUGCGGGCGCUGCGCAACUGCAUUGUCUUUAGCCAGCGCGGCGGCCGCGAUUUGCCGAGUCAGCUGAGCGGCGGUGACCUCGACGGUGACAAGUACAAUGUCAUUUGGGAUGGCGGCGCCCUGCCGCGCAGCGUCUUUGCGCCCGCCAGCUACCCGCGUAACAAACCGCAGCCGCUGGACCGCGACGUGACGCGCGACGAUAUUGCUAGCUUCUUCAUCGAGUUUAUGCGCACAGACGUGCUGGGGCUGAUUGCCAACCGGCAUCUCAUGUACGCCGACAUUCAGCCCGCAGGCGCGGACGACCCGACGUGCAUCAAGCUGGCCGAGCUGCACUCGACGGCCGUAGACUACUCCAAGACGGGCAUCCCGCCGCUCAUUAAUGAGAUUCCGCGGCAACCCAAGACGAAGCCGGAUUUCAUGGCGCCGGCGCCGCCGACGACGACGUAUGACCUAGGCGACGUUGCGUUUGUCGAGGUGGACGAGGAGGAGGACGAGGGCGAUGACGGGUUCGGCCGGCCAAAGUACCGGUACCACAAGUCGGAAAAGAUUCUGGGCCAGCUUUACCGAGCUAUUGACGAGAAGAAUCUAUGGGCGCAGGUGACGGGUGGCACUAAAAAAAGCAGUGGCGGCGGCGGGGCGGCGGCAUUGGUGUGGGAACCGGUGCAGCGCAUCAUGGAGGCGGGUCUCGCGGCGCUGGGCAUCCGGUUAGACUGGCGGGGCCGGGUCGACGAGGCGCGCAAGGUGAGGCGCAUCUACGAGACGGGUUUGUACGAGAACAUGCAGCAGUUUUCGCACAAUCCGCGGACUGCCAUAAGCGAGACGGAGGCGUUUUGCGGGGACAUCGUUAACAAGACGGGAUCGCAGUCGCGGCAGCAGCGAGAUUUGUCGAUCAAGUUGAAGGAUGAAAUGGACCGACUGAUGAGCUGGAUCGUCAAGCUAAUCCGUAACCCAGAAGCGCGGGGCGGCGUAUGGCAUGACGGCGGCGGGAGCGUCGUGUACGCGACGGCGGCCGAUGACGGGACUGUGAGCACGGCGCGGCUGCAAUCGCUCGAGAUGGCGGUGGCGUGUUUUCAGAUUGAGCUGCUGCAGGGGGACGCGCCGGUGCAGACGAUGUUUAAGGGCAAGAGAGGGGGGGCAACGGGUGGUGGAAAGGAGGAGAGGAUGCAGAGCUUUAGAGUGAUUGCGGCGGCAUGCAUGCUCAAUGAGCUCGAGGCGGCGACGCGCGAGAUAAAGGGCGAGGGGGCAAUGAGCACGUCGCUGGUGCAUCGGGAGGUCAAGAUGACGGGAUGA